This is a messenger RNA of Cuculus canorus (common cuckoo), 2906 nucleotides long. It is a transcript of the gene MON1A, whose product is annotated as MON1 homolog A, secretory trafficking associated. Bases 188 to 1837 code for a protein of 549 amino acids. The transcript has 6 exons. Gene Ontology annotation, biological process: protein targeting to vacuole; vesicle-mediated transport. The record is from RefSeq and is a predicted model, not a curated record. Lineage: Eukaryota; Metazoa; Chordata; Aves; Cuculiformes; Cuculidae.
GGGGAGCGGGCUCUGCCUACAGCCCCCGUGAUGCCGCGGGGCCGACCUUGCGGGCCGGGGCGCCGAUCUGCGAUGCUGGGGCCGCCGCCGGGGCCGGGGGCAGCGCGGGACCGAGACCCCCGCCCCGCCUAGCCCCGCCGCGGCUCCGGGGUCGGCGGGAGCAGCCGCCGAGGUCCUGUCCCGAGGAAUGGCUGCCGAUGUCCACAAGAAGAAAAGCUGGGAAGUGCCCAACGGGUCCUUGGCACCAGGAGAUGGGCAGCACGUGGAGCGGUCUGAGAGCCCCACGCCGGGGCUGGCGCAGGGGACGGAGCCAGGGGCGGGCCAGGAGGGAGCCAUGUUCGUGCACACCCGCUCCUACGAGGACCUGACCAGUCCAGAGGACGGGGCGGCUGCGGCGCGGGGGCAGGAGGAGAAGCGUGGGGAGCCGGCGGAGGAGACCAGCAUGGAGCAGAUCAGCAAGGACUUCAGCGAGCUGAGCACACAGCUCACGGGCAUGGCCCUCGACCUGGAGGAGGAGAUGAGGCAGAGCAAGGAGGGGCAGCUGGAGCCAUCUCCGCAGACCACUCGCCGGGACUCGGUGCUGUCGGGCAAGGACGAGGAAGACGUGACCAUGGACACCUGGCGCAUGCAUCGGAAGCACGUCUUUGUGCUGAGCGAGGCAGGCAAGCCCGUAUACUCCCGCUACGGCUCUGAGGAGGCCCUCUCCAGCACCAUGGGUGUCAUGAUGGCCCUGGUGUCCUUCCUGGAGGCUGAGAAAAAUGCCAUCCGGUCCAUCCACGCAGAUGGUUACAAGGUGGUCUUCGUCCGGAGGAGCCCGCUGGUGCUGGUGGCAGUGGCACGGACACAGCAGUCGGAGCAGGAGAUCGCCCAUGAGCUGCUCUACAUCUACUACCAGAUCCUGAGCCUGCUCACCUGGACCCAGCUCAACCACAUCUUCCAGCAGAAGCAGAACUAUGACCUGCGCAGGCUCCUGGCCGGCUCCGAGCGCAUCACUGACAACCUGCUGGACCUCAUGGCCCAUGAUCCCAGCUUCCUCAUGGGCGCCGUGCGCUGCCUGCCCCUGGCCGCCAGUGUCCGGGACGCUGUCAGCACCAGCCUCCAGCAGGCCAAGGCCAAGAGCCUGGUCUUCUCCAUCCUCCUGUCGGGGAACCAGCUGGUGUCUCUUGUGAGGAAGAAGGAUCAGUUCCUCCACCCCAUUGACCUCCAUCUGCUCUUCAACCUUAUCAGUUCUUCUUCCUCCUUCCGGGAGGGCGAAGCCUGGACUCCCAUUUGCCUCCCCAAGUUCAACUCUAGUGGUUUCUUCCACGCCCACAUCUCCUACCUGGAGCAGGAGGUGGACCUGUGCCUCCUGCUGGUCUCCACAGACCGCGAGGACUUCUUCACUGUCUCUGACUGUAAGCGGCGCUUCCAGGAGCGCCUGCGGCGUCGAGGGGUGCACCACGCUCUGCAGGAGGCCCUGCGCACCCCGUUCUACAGCGUCGCCCAGGUGGGCAUCCCCGACCUCCGGCACUUCAUCUACAAGUCCAAGAGCUCGGGGCUCUUCACCAGCCCCGAGAUUGAGGCACCCUACGUGCUGGAGGAGGAGAAGGAAAGGCUCUUGGGGCUCUACCAGUACCUCCACAGCCGGGCUCACAACUCUUCGCGCCCCCUGAAGAACAUCUACUUCACGGGGCCCCGUGAGAACCUCCUGGCGUGGGUAACGAGCGCCUUCGAGCUCUAUAUAUGCUACAGCCCCCUGGGGACCAAGGCCGGCGCCAUCAGUGCUGUCAACAAGCUCAUGAAGUGGAUCCGCAAGGAGGAAGACCGACUCUUCAUUCUCACGCCCCAGACGUACUGACGGGCAUCUCCCAGGGCACAGUGCCGGCCGGGGGAGCCCUCGCUGCGGGGGGAGCCUGGGCUGCGCGUCCAGGGCAGAGGGUGCAGUGGGACCCCGGACUGUGGGGAAACCCACCCGCGGGGCUGGGUGUUAGAGACGGGGUGCGCUGCUGCCGGGGGAAGGGCCGAGCAGGACUUCUCUCAUCCGCAGGCAAUGCCCCCUGCGUGGGGGCUGCCCUUCCUCUGCGGACUCCAGCUCCAUCCCUCGUUGCAGGGGUCCUGGAGUGGGGCUCCCGGUUCCCUGGGUCGCUGGAGGGGAGCCGAGCCCCCAAAUCGUGCUGCCUGUACCUGGCACCCUCCUCUCUCUGCCCCUUGCGGCUGUGCCGAGGGUGCCGCUCCCCAGGAGAGACAUGGCAGCGCUCGGGGGACCCCGGUGCUGCUGUGUCUGCAGAGGGUGGGUGACACACCACCCGGGUGGGGGACAGGGCUGGCCCGGGACAUGCCCUGGGGUGCCGGUGGUCCUGCAGCCCGGCAGGUUUGCCCCUCGGCAUCUGUGCCUGCCCUUCCCGCUGUGGCUGGGACAAGGAUGUCCCCGCAGCUGCAGGGAGGGCAGCGGGGUCCAGCCUGCCUCCCCGCGGGGACACAGCAGCCCCGGGGAGACUCAGGGCACCCACUUGUGGGCUCGUGGUGCUGGCUCCUGGGCAACAGACACUAAAAGGAUGGCUCGAGCACAGCCCCUGAACAUCCUGCUCGUCUGGGAUCCCCCCAGCCCGAGGAGGGCCUUUCCCUUGGCCUGGGGGUGCCUGCCCCCCAAACCCAGCCCUCAAGCCACCCUCGCUGAGCUUCUGGACGGGGGACACCUCUUCCCACCAUCCCCGGGCACUGAUUUGGGGAUGAGCACCCACAAACGCUGCGGCACGACCCAGCCCUGUGUUUUGGGGCUGUGCUGAGUGUUGGGACGGGUGUUUGAGGAGAGGCAGAGCCACCACCGAGACCCUGAGGGAGCUGGGAAGGAGCCGGCAGGGCUAGUGGAGGGACUGUGCUCCCAUAUUUAUGCUCCUGCCAGAUCGUAAUCGCUUGUCGUUGCUCAU